Messenger RNA from Rhizophagus irregularis DAOM 181602=DAOM 197198, 675 nucleotides. RefSeq lists its product as uncharacterized. The record is from RefSeq and is a predicted model, not a curated record. NCBI's taxonomy places the organism in Eukaryota, Fungi, Glomeromycota, Glomeromycetes, Glomerales, Glomeraceae.
AAUUAAACAUGCAAAAUCUAUACAAUAUUUUGAGACAACCAAACAACCUAUCACAAAAUUCCUUUCAUAUUUUAUAAAUUUAAAAAGAUUAGAAUUGAAUGAUAAUUUCGUUUAUAUGGCAUGGAAUAAUUUAGAAGAUAUAUCUUUACCUUCCUUACAAAUUUUAAAAGCGAGAAGUGUUCCAAUCAAAGUUUUAGCAAGUUUAAUUGAAAAUACCAGUGGUUACCUUACUGAAAUAAAAAUUGAUAGGAUACGUCAUGAUGUGAUUAAUAACAAAAGAAUCAUUCAAUCUAUUUAUUUAAAUUGUCCAAUGCUUAAAUAUCUUAAAUUACUUUUUAUAAAUAGUAAUUUUUUAGAAUUAGAAAAUUUAUUAAUUAGUUGUCAAUAUUUAAAAGGAUUAUAUAUAAUUUUUGAAGAUGUUUGGGUUAGUUAUGUUAUGAUUGAUUGGAAUCAUUUAUUUGAAAUUUUAACAAAAUCAUCACCAACUGGUUUAUUUAAAUUUAAAUUUUAUUAUAAUGGUGUACCUAAAUUAGAAUCUUUAAAAUUAUUUUUUGAUAAUUGGAAAAGUAGGAAUCCAAUGUUAUUACAAACCACUCAAAUGUGUAAAAAUGAAUAUACUGAUUUAAUAGAAAGUUAUAAAUCUCAAGGAAUAAUUAAAAAAUUCAAUGAUAAUUU